Molecule: messenger RNA, 1419 nt
Organism: Prosopis cineraria
Lineage: Eukaryota; Viridiplantae; Streptophyta; Magnoliopsida; Fabales; Fabaceae
Product: photosystem II D1 precursor processing protein PSB27-H2, chloroplastic
Exons: 4
Coding region: 174-878 (234 amino acids)
Biological process (GO): photosystem II repair; photosystem II assembly
Cellular component (GO): photosystem II; chloroplast thylakoid lumen
Source: RefSeq, a predicted model, not a curated record
CACAUUCUCUCUCUCUCUCUCUCUCUCGUCCGAAGAAACAAAACAACAAAACCUCAUCAGAUUUUGCAAUCUAUCCAUUCUUCAGUCUUCACCUUUAAAAAGUUAGAAAAGGUGAAAUGCUGUACUUUACCUGUAACAUUGAAGAGGCUUUCCCCGCAUGGUGCACUCGCUGAAUGCAAUUCAGCAUCGUUGAGGUUCUUAAAAGAGAAUGGCCGCUCUUCUUGCAACAAAUACGUGCUCCUUUCUCAGUACCCAUGCUAUUAAAGGAGUCGAAAGAUUGGAGAGCAAGGUCACCGUAUCGGCUGCUUUUCUUUCUUGACGGCUUCUGCAAUAUAACAGAUAAACUACAAUCCAGGUCUAAUGUUGCAGUACCCUCCCCCAAAGCUUCGUCAAGUCGUAGGCAUGCUUUGGUAAGUGCUGGAACUUCAUUUGUUACCGUCACGUUAUUAUCUCCAUUUCUGGCAUGGGCUGAAGAGAAGGAAACUGCACAAAAGGAAGAAGAUGCAGGAUUUAUAGAUGCCAUCAAAUCAUUAUUUGAUCCUAAUGAGAAAACUAAGUCUGGGAAAAUGUUGCCAAAAGCUUACUUAAAGUCAGCAAGAGAGGUAGUGAAAACACUACGUGAAUCUUUAAACGAAGAUCCUAAUGAUAUUACCAAAUUCAGAAGGACUGCAGAUGCAGCAAAGGAAUCAAUUCGGGAGUAUUUGAGCAAUUGGACGGGGCAAAAAGCUGUUGUUCAAGAAGAAUCAUAUGUUGAGCUUGAGAAAGCGAUCAGAGCGUUGGCAGACUUUUACUCAAGGGCAGGGCCAUCAGCUCCAUUACCAGAAGAAGUUAAGUCUAAAAUCUUGGAUGAUCUAAAUAUUGCUGAGGAAUUUUUGUAGAGCAUCUUCCAGCUGGUUUUGUAGAAAUGGCAUCAUUUAACACCAUGUGGAUUAGAUUGACAAGUUCCAAUAGUGAAUUUGUUCUCCAACAAGAUACAACUUUCAUACCCCAGGGGGCAAAAAAAAAAGAUUUUCUGCUACUGUCUUUGUGAGUUUUACGUUUCAAGUAUGAGAGUUUGAUGCAUUUGCUGCACCUUGAAAGCGAAAACUGCUACAAAGAGCAGCAAAGAAGUCAUCAUUAAAUUUAUCUGCGGAUUCUAUAUAAAGGUGGGAUAAGACUUCUUGUCAUAUUAUAUUAUAUAUAAAAGGUGAAUGGUUGGGCAAACAGAAUAGCACAAGACUUUCCCUGUCAUCGCCUAACUGAGGAAGAGUUUGUUGUCAAAUACUCAGACAUCUUUAAUUGCUGAAGAUAUACCGUUCAUGGACAUCUUGAUUUGUUUCUCACUAAUUAGUAUCCUGUUUGUAGUCUUAAAAUUUCAAAUCACGGAAGAAAUUUCUUGAGAUCAAGUAUAAAGAGUAGCCAGAUAGCAAUUUCUUUGUU